UCAUCAAUAAUAAGAGAUUUUGAUGGAGUUAAUUAAAUAGGUUGCCUUGAAGGUAUUAGGCGCUCUGAAUUUAUAAUAUUUAAUCUAAUGAUCCCCAAUGGAGAAGAUCUGAAGGACGACUCCUCUGCAGCUCCACCAGGACAGCAGCUCCGGCUCACACUAUAAACACUGUUGGAGAUCUCUCAGCGAUGGCGAUCAACACUGAUGCCGCCUUUGGGAAGAGCGCCCUUGGCGAGAGGGAAGUGUCCAACCCCACCGACUUCCAGGACACGGAGAAACUAUUGAGCGUCGCCGCCACGGAGCGCAGCGGGCAGAGCAACAUCAAGCCGUCCGACUCCUCCCUCAACAUCCGAGGCAGCGUCCGGUCCCUGGACGCGGACCAGAACGGGCACAGGUCUCCGAUGAAGUCAGGCUCCAUCGGGCAGCUGGCGACCCCACCCAAGUCCCUGUCCCGCCUCAGCUUGGGCCCGCUGCCCUCCCCGGUCCCGCCCGGAGCCGCCCCGAGCUACCUCUGGCUCGCCGUGCUAUCCUGCUUCUGCCCCGCCGUGCCGCUCAACAUAUGUGCCUUGUGGUAUGCACAUGUGUCGAGGUCUGUCCUCCAUACAGGAGAUAUUGCAGGAGCGAAGAAGUAUGGGCGUCUGUCUAUGCUGCUCAGCUGUCUGGCAAUACUGCUGGGUGUGGCUGUCAUCCUCUUCAUAGUGUUUACAUUAGAGAUCCAGAAGGGGGAUGGAAAAUAACUUCAUCUAAUGUCAAAUUUGCACAGAAGAGAACAAGAAGAAGAAGAAGAGGUGGAGGCUGGAGGGGUUUGAAUAUGGAAAAAGCACAAAAUCUGAACAAGCUAAACAGACCCUAAUUAUUGCUUUUUCUGCUACGGACGAUAAAGUAAGAAAAAAAAAAGUUGCAGGUCGUUUCUCUUUUUUCCGGCAAACUCUCCAAUGUCCAAUAAACCACAAACUCAGGAACAAAGGAAGGAAGAUGAAGUAGUGUCGGAUCGUCAGAUUCUGAGGGGGAAAGUUUGGACUAGUGGUGUACUGAGGAACAAAUUGGACGGCUCUGCAUUUUGUUUCAUCAUCAUCAAAAAAGCCCAUAAAAAAUAAUAUUAGUACACGAUGUAAAGAUAAAUAAAUGCACCCUGUUGCAGCACUCAAUUUGGACGUUGUCAGGGGACUGAUGGCGUCAUCAGCGGGUAUAAUCCCAGAAGAACGGGCGAGUGUUCUACCAGGUGCAGAAGGUUGUUUUCAGCUCAUUCAAUGGGCUGCUAUAUGAAUGUGUGUAUUUAGCCACGUCCUCCAGCAGCUGUAUUAGUGACACCAAGGUGGAAGGGACAUUACGAGUGUGAAAGUGAAGUGGGAAUUGAAGGACACAGCGCAUAAAGAACAGGGGUGUGACCAUACACUCAGCUCACGAGACGAGACACGAUGUUGGGUUCACGAGAACAAGACCAGACGAGAUUUUAAGAAAACUACAAUGACACAAUAUAUGACUGGACCAACAGACUUUUAUUUAACCGAGUUGCACAUGCAUUUUGAAAUUAUUAUAUUAUUAUUAUUAUUAUUAUUAUAUUAUGCAAUUAUUAUAACUCUUUACAUGCAUGAUGUAAGCAUGAGCUUUAAUAAACUGCUUCUUCCACAAAUUGAAACUAAAACUAAAAUUUAUAAAAGUUAAAAUGAAAUAAAUAAAAUUAAAUAUUUCUUCUUUUUUUUUUUAAGUGCAAACAAUAUGAGCCGUGUUUCCUUUCGGGUAAAGAGUGACCACCCGGAAAGUAACCCUCUCAAAUGUCCGCUCACUCUGAGUGUCUCCAUUACAAAAAGGCCCCCAGACGGAUUUAAAGACUCCGGAGGUGACAUAUGGUUUUCCAUCGUUGCGUAAUUGAUUAGCAACAGUUUUCGACCGUGAUCACAUACGCGAUGGAUUAAACACGGAGAAGCAACUGUGGCCGCCGUCGCUAACUGUACACAACAUCAGCAGCUGAUCAUAAACAAACAGCAUGGCUAAUUAUGCACAGCGUCUCCGCUGAUCAUAAACAUAGCGAUCUUGAAUUAACAGCAUCGCUAACUGUGCACAGAGUGUUCGGUGCUUGUUGUAAAGAAACAGAGAUCACUAAGUGAACACCUCCUGCAGCAGCAGCACAUACACACUGUACUGCUACAGAGCUAACUGUUAGCCUAUUAGCAGGACUGUACCGCUUCAAUUUGUUCUUACUCUUCUUAACGAGCUGCCGACCCCUGCAACGUCAUUCUGGCUGCUUGCUGCUUCCCCUCCUUCUCCUCCUCCUCUUCUUUUCCUUUUACUGCCCCCACAGGUCACAAAUAGAAGUUUGGAUAGCUCACAAAUCUUGCAAGACAGAUUUUUAACGCAGCGAGAAAUAUCAUCGGGUUUAAUCUUGCGAGAUCUCAUGCCACAAAAUAUUGUCACAUCCCUAAUAAAGAAUGAAAAUUCGAAGUGACGCCACUUAAUGCCACAUUUUUAUCUAACCAACAUAACUAAAUGCAAUGUGACAUCUAAACAGAGUGUUGCUGUUUGAAGAAACGGAGCGUUCUAUAUUUCUUUUUGGAUUAAUUAACAUUUCUCACGUCGUCAUUGUAACAUCAUAACUUCCUGCAUUUAUUUUUCUUUUAUAACGACUAACCACUCUAACCUUAGAGAGGUAGUUUUUUUUCAGAGAGCAGCUGAUGAAUGGGCAGAUAAAAACCUACUGCACCUAUUAGAAGGUGGAGCAAACCUCAACUCGCCCAUACUUAUGGGAAUGAUAAUCGCUGAUAAUGCCCCUUCCAUCGCUUGAUGAAUUUCCAAAUGGGUGACAAAAACAAAAAGGCAUCAGUGCACCCUUAAUCACUUUUGGUACUCACGUCAACCUUACAACUACUUAACUUCUGGCCUUUAUUUAACUUUUAAAACUAUAUUUUAUAAUGACUAACCACUCUAACCUUAGAGAAGUAGUUAAGUAGCCUCAUCGUAAUGAAACUGCGGCCUUUUAACGAAACAUAACAGAUUUGUUUCAGCAGAUGGCCACUGAAUGGGCUAAUAGCAACCUACUACACCUACUAGCAGGUGGAGCCCUGACCUUAGAUAAGUUGUUUUAUAGCAUCAUUGUUAUGAAACAGCAGCCUUUCAACUAAUAAACCUCUUAGUUUUCCGUGAGCCGUCAUUGAAUGAGCUGAUAACAACCUACUAAACCUACUAGUAGGCUUAGUAGGUUGUUACGAGUAGGCUUCUACUCAUCUUUUACAAUCAUUAAUGUGUGUAAUAAUGUUCGAAACAGGUUGUUGUGGUUUGACAAAGGCAUCAGUGCAGCUCUAGUCUGAACCACCACCGCUGCCUGCUUUCUUUCUCUCUAACAUUUGCAUCAAACUGACUGUGGGAAGAUGUAUGUACUGAUUUCAUACACUGUUUACAUUGUUUAAAUCUCAUGUAUGUUUGCCACCACCACGCCUUGCUGCAGCCAUCGUGUGAUAUCUUGCUUUUUGCUCCUGAACUGCCUGGAUCUCUAACACCUCAUUAUGUUUACAAUAUUACU
Messenger RNA from Centropristis striata (black sea bass), 3517 nucleotides. Its product is annotated as trafficking regulator of GLUT4 1-like. The transcript has 3 exons. The coding region runs from base 189 to 737 and encodes 182 amino acids. NCBI's taxonomy places the organism in Eukaryota, Metazoa, Chordata, Actinopteri, Perciformes, Serranidae. Gene Ontology annotation, cellular component: membrane. The record is from RefSeq and is a predicted model, not a curated record.